Cercospora beticola is the source of this 1287-nucleotide messenger RNA. Its product is annotated as alpha/beta fold hydrolase. NCBI's taxonomy places the organism in Eukaryota, Fungi, Ascomycota, Dothideomycetes, Mycosphaerellales, Mycosphaerellaceae. The record is from RefSeq and is a predicted model, not a curated record.
GACGUGAUGGAGAACUGCAAAGUCAUAGAACACAUUGUUCCCUGCUCUCACAUACGAGAAUAUGCAAGGUCGACGGCUAACAGAGAAGACGAUGAUCUCCAUCUUGCUGUGAAGCAGUACAAGCCGCUAUACGAGCCUCAGGAUGGCGACUUGACCAUCAUUGCAUGCCAUGCCAGCGCGUUCCCAAAAGAACUCUAUGAGCCGAUCUGGGAUAAGCUAUUCGCGCAGGCGAUAUCGAAGUCCGCAGGACGGCGAAUCCGCGCGAUAUGGAUAGCAGAUGUUGCCAAUCAGAAUAAGAGCGGAGUCUUGAACGAAGGGAAGCUCGGCAAUGAACCUUCAUGGUACGAUCAUGCUCGAGAUUACUUGCAUCUUGUCAACUAUUUUCGCAAAGAGAUGAUCCGUCCGCUUGCAGGAUUCGGCCAUAGUAUGGGCGGCAAUGUCAUCGUCAACCUGGCGCUACUACACCCACGACUGCUUUCCACGAUUGUUGCGAUUGAACCUAUCAUCAAGAAGGGCACUGCGGACAUGGACUUCAUUGGCACCUAUUUCUUAACGUUGAAGAAAGACAAGUGGCCCUCACGAGAUGCAGCUAUGUCUUCAAUACUCAAGAGCCCAUUUUAUGCACACUGGGACAAAAGAGUGUCCGGCAUCUUUCGACGAGAAGGUCUGCGAGAACUCCCAACAGCCGUGUAUCCAGACGACCCCUCUGAAUCGAAGGACACCGUAACGUUAACUACUACAAAGCAUCAAGAAGCAUUGUCAUUUGCACGGAAAUCAUUCCCAGAUUCGCGCGACCAACCUCUAUCCGAAUUCACACCAAACCGAGUUGCUCACCCUGACCUGGGUGACGAGAGGAAUCGUGGAAACGCUUUUUACAGGCCCGAGAACACGAUGACGUUCGAAAAACUCCCAUACCUCCGUCCGGCAUGUCUCUACAUUUACGGCAGUAAAUCACAUUUCAAGAGCUCUCACGCGAAAGGCAGGAAAGAGAAGACCGAGGCGACAGGAACAGCAACAGGAGGCAGUGGAGGCGCUGCUGAAGGCAAGGUGAAAGAGUUGGUAACGAAUGGCUCUCACUUUGUUCCAUUCGAGCGUCCAGACGCGAUAGCCGAGUUGGCGGGUCAGUGGUUCGAUCAGCAGCAGGAAGAGUGGCAUGCUCUUGAGGCGGCUGAGCGCAAGUAUUGGGAAGGAGUGCCACAACAACAGAAGGCGAUGAUGGAUGGAGAUUGGAUGCAUUGGGUGAACAAGAUCUGGGGCAAGCAGGUUUCUGCAGCAGGAAAGAAACGU